Molecule: messenger RNA, 1676 nt
Organism: Belonocnema kinseyi
Lineage: Eukaryota; Metazoa; Arthropoda; Insecta; Hymenoptera; Cynipidae
Product: putative transferase CAF17 homolog, mitochondrial
Exons: 2
Coding region: 227-1318 (363 amino acids)
Cellular component (GO): mitochondrial matrix
Molecular function (GO): protein binding
Source: RefSeq, a predicted model, not a curated record
AAAAGUAGUUCACUGCAAUUUUAGAAAACAAAAAGAAAGGAUAUACCGGAAUCAGGAAAUUACCAAAUAAAAUAUUAACCAAAUACGAUGCUUUGCAAUAAAGUACAAAUUACAUAAUUACACGACUAACAUAAUCUAAAACAGCAAAAAAUUGGGGAAUCUCAUCGGCUCUGGAAUUAAUAAAAAUGACUCUCUAGGAAUCAGAAGAAAACAAAAAGAACUAAAAAUGCGUCGAUUCUUAGGCAAAUCUCUCUUCACACCGAACCGUUUUCUCAUAAAACCGCAAAUAAAAUUCCAGAGCUUCAGCUACAGCCAGGAUAAAAAAAUCCUCGAGCACUUGACAAAUAGAUCCCUCCUUCGAAUUGGUGGUGAAGAUUCAUUGAGUCUCCUGCAGGGUCUCAUCACCAAUGACAUGCACCACUUCCUCAACGGCGCUGCCAACAUCUACACUCUUUUCCUAAACAUCAAAGGUCGAGUUCUCUACGACACCAUAAUCUACAAACCUCCCGAGGAAAAUUCCUUUUUCUACAUUGAAUGCGAUUCUCAAAUCUUGGACCAAUUGCAGCGCCACCUAAAAGUGUACCGCCUCCGUCGAAAAGUCGAAAUUGAAUCCCUCGAGGGAGAAAUGAAAAUCUGGGCUCUCUUCAAUCCCAGUGACUUUAAAAAAUCUGAAGAGCCAGAUUUGAAACUGGACGGGAGGAUUUUUCCCUGUGGAAAUAACACACAAACGUCGAGUAAAUCGGUGGACAAAAUUAUUAUUUACGAGGAUCCCAGACUCGGGAAUUUGGGUCUCAGGAUUCUCACCGAGUCGAGUGUUGAGAGAGAGGAAAUUGUUAAGCACUUGGAGUCAGAAGGACCUUAUUUGGAGGAAAAAAACCCGAGUUACAAGGAAUUUCGUUACAAACUUGGAUUGGGAGAAGGAAUGGAAGAUCUACCUCCAGGAAAACCUCUUCCCCUGGAAGUCAAUGGAGAUUAUUUACAAGGAAUUAGUUUUCACAAGGGAUGUUAUAUUGGCCAGGAACUCACGGCGAGAACUCAUCACACUGGAGUUGUGAGAAAGAGACUGAUGCCGCUGAUGUUUGAUGAAUUGCCGAGGGAGGAUUUUAAAUAUGACGAGAUGAUUACGAACGAGGCUGGAAAAGCUGUCGGGAAAUUUAGAGGAAGGGAGAAUAAAUUUGGACUGGGCCUGAUGAGAAUUUCGGAGGCUCUCAAUUCACAAAAACUUGAGAUUUGCGGUUCGAGGGUUACGGUUCUGAAACCCUUUUGGUGGCCCCAGGAAUCGCAGAAAGAAGAAUUGUCAGCGAAAGGGAAUAAAUGAUUGUUAGGUAAUUGAACAAUUCGAUUAAGAUCCAUUUUUUAGCAAAGGCCUUCUCAACCUUGACAGAUUUCUAACUUAAAACGUUUAAAGUGGAAUAAUUUGAAUGCAUAAUGUUCAUAAUUGUACGAUUUCAAAUUUAGGUAGUUGGAAAUUAUAGAAGUUACUGGCAGAAAUAAAUAAUUUAAACAUUCAAGAUAGAAAUAUUUAAAGCAGCAACCGUUUUGCAAUGGAAAACGUUUAAAAUUCAAAAUCUAUUUUGCAUGGUUUAGAGGAUUUUUAAUUUUUAAAUUACAGCUUGUAAUGUUCCAAUUUGAAUAAUUUGGGCAUUAUGCAGAUUUUGAAACUGGAAACGUUUGAA